Messenger RNA from Leishmania braziliensis MHOM/BR/75/M2904, 1911 nucleotides. RefSeq names its product putative sphingosine-1-phosphate phosphatase. The coding region runs from base 1 to 1911 and encodes 636 amino acids. Gene Ontology annotation, molecular function: sphingosine-1-phosphate phosphatase activity. Gene Ontology annotation, cellular component: endoplasmic reticulum membrane. The transcript has a single exon. The record is from RefSeq and is a predicted model, not a curated record. Lineage: Eukaryota; Euglenozoa; Kinetoplastea; Trypanosomatida; Trypanosomatidae.
AUGUUUGUCACGACAUCGGUGCCCAGCACCCACUUCGCUCCCCCUGCCUCUGCUCCGGACUUCACGCCGGUGACAUCGCCGCCGUUACCUAAGACGGCAUCGAUGCGCGGGAGCACAGCUCACGAAGGCGUUUCUGCCACCGUCGCACACACUGGCGGUGGCAGAAAUAACAUUAACAAUGGUGGCACCGCCAGUGGUGCGUGUCACAGCAGGAGCAGCGGUGCUGGACCUUCUCCACGCGGCGGCGGCGACCCAACCGGCAAAGGCACUGCUAGUGGAGAGACGAGCCCAAAGCCGCUGAGCAUCGUAGCGGAAGUCCUCGGUAGAGAGGAGAACAAACUGCCUGUUCUCACGGUAAGCUCAGAAAGCCUUGAAAAGGAAGCUUCCCAAGGAGGCCACACUGUCAAGUCCGCAGUGACGAUUUCCACGACCGCCAUGCCUCCAACCGCAGUUUCAAACGCGGUGCCGGUGGCGUUGGGAACGGUGCGCGAGAGCCUCGUGCAGUGGCGCCACCCACUGCGACCGGUUGCGUUUCGCGAGUGGUACAUCUCCUGCUACUGUAACGAGCAGCAGGUGCGGUGGAUCGAGAAGAUUCAGCAUAUGUGCGAUCUGCUGCAGCCGCUGCUUGUGCGGUACUUUCAGUUGUGGAGCCUCACUGGCGAGGCCGAGUUCUACACGCUGCUCAUUCCGACGAUGAUUUGGCUUGGCACGCCGUUGAGUGGCGUGAAAAUUUCCUCACUGCUAUGCGUGGGACAGUACGUGACUGGGACCAUGAAAGACUUUUUCUGCUGCCCACGUCCGCCAUGCCCACCGCUUCAGCUGCACGGCAAGCGCGACACUCACGACAAGGAGUACGGAUUCCCAAGCACCCACUCUUGUCAUAGUGGCGUCUUCUCCUUCUUUCUGUACUGUGAGCUGGUAUACGUCUUCCCUAAUCACGCUUUUCUGUGCUGUCUGGCAGCUGUCUACUACUUUGCGAACGUCAGCUUCUCGCGCAUCUAUCUGGGCAUGCACUGGAUCGGUGACGUGAUCGGUGGCUACAUGGUGGCCUUUCUUACUAUCGUCUUUCACAUCGCCUUCCUCGAUCGAUGGGAGGCCUACAUCCUAGAGCGUACAGACACGCCGUGGUGGGCGUAUGUACUGGUGUACGUCACCCUGCACCUGCUCUCCAUGGCCCACGCCACCCCUCAUGACCCGUGCCCGUGCUACAUUGAUAGUCUGCGCUUUACCGGUGCGAUAGUGGGCUCGACACUUGGUUUCUGGAGUUUCUACUCGAUCUACGGCACCCUGGCGGCACGCCCAAAGCCGGAUCACCUGUUCGACGUAGUCUUCUCCUUCAACUUUCUGCUUCAGUGGGUCGUGUGCAUCACCAUCGUCUUAGCCAGCAAGGAGUUCUCGUCGCUCACUUCCGGUUUUGUACUGAAGGUGGUCUUCAAGUUCGUGUCGGGCGCGUACGCGGCGCGGUUGCCCAGACCCCUUCAGGAGCCCUACUUAGUUAUGGCAAAGGUGAUCGGGCUGACCACGCUUGGGAACGAGCGAGAGUCGCAGCCCAACAUCCCUCUCACCGCUCACAAUUCCGUCAGGCAGCACUGUAGCUUCAACGACGGCUGUCUCCAGGACGGAAAAGCCGCCACUGCCGCCUGCAACAGGAACAAGCCGAGCCCAUGCAUAGAUAUAGAAGCGGCUGAGAGACCGGACGGGUACUUGAACAGUCAGCAAGUAUGGUCUCUCCGCACCCACCGUCACUGGUGGCUCUGGGAUGUGCACAAGCGCACCGUUUCGUACGUAGUCACUGGCUUCGUGACCAGCUUUGUAUGCCAGGUGCUUUUGCGGGAAGGGUUUGGGGUUGGCCACGAGCUUGCCGAUCACACGGCACAUUAUCUGCGGCCGCUACUACCGUCGCCAGAGUGA